AUGCCGUCAUCAAAGUCCUCACCACACCGACGCUUCUUCAUUCGCUCCGCUGUACGCAAAUCUGCAAAUCGAAGUAACUCUGUCUGCAAUGCAUACAUCUGCAAGCGUCCAUCGUACGCUCCUUCCGAACUUCAACCAUACGACUACAAUGCGAACAUGAGUUCCAUAACCCCCCAGUCAUUCAUCGAUGAUGGCGGCUCUUUCAUAAAGCGCACACCUCGCGGUCUUGACCACGGCCAUGUGGCGGAAUGGGUUACUUGUAACAGCUCAGAUACCUCAGCCUAUACCGGCAGUUUCAUCGAUGACGGCGCGGACAUGCACCUUCCUCCGGGAGGAACCCCAGGCUUUGGGUCAAUUGAUACACGCUUCUACAAGCAGAAGAAACGAAAGGAUCCCAGACACGAUGUGGAGAAGAUGUGGAACAAAGACGUGCAAAGGGCGAUUAGUGGAGACAUACAACGGAAUUUGGAGAAGAUUCGAGGGCUAGGGGGACUAGAGGUGAGGAAACCAGAUCGCAAUCAGGGUAUGAGUGAGACAGCUGGCGGACAAGGAGAGAAGAAAAAGGAUACAGUAACGAUUCCCAUGCCACUUCAAUGGGGGACUUUCGUCAUCAAAGCAGAGGAUGGCCGCGUUAUCGUCGUGGACAAAGACGGAGAGUUCGACUCGGGACCACAAAAGGCUGUCAGUGAGCAACAGCGACCCUGGGUCAAAGCAGCAUCAACGAUCGAACCAGCCUCUCCUGCUCGCACUCCAUUCCCCCCAUCGCCACCGAAACACCGCAACUCUACCCGUCCGUCCAAGGAAUCCUCGGGCGACAGCCCGAAGCAGAAGACUAAAGGGGAAAAGACGGACAAGAACAAGAAGUCUCGCCAGCCACAUCGCUCGCCACCCAAAGCCCUCACGCCUAUCCCCGAGUCGGACUAUGAAGACGGCUACUUGCCUUAUGGCGGCGAAGAUAUGGGGUCGCCAACGGGCUUUAUGAUGACGGGUGGUGCCAGUGGUUGGCCAUCUAGCAAGCCUACAUCUCUUGUGUCUCCAGCUAUAUCGGUGAGCGAUGGAUACGAGUACAUCGCUCCAGGCUCACCGCUCAAGACCAUCAGUGAGGGAUUCAGAUACGUUACACCAGCCUCGCGGGGCUACAAACACGUUGUUCCAAAGGAGAACCGUAAAGCAGGUUCAGAAAGGUCUUGGGACGGCGGCCAGUCCGAGGGUGCGUGGAAAGCUGCCAGUUCAAGUCAUUCACAGAAGAGUGAUAGAUCGCAUCGUAUUGGCAGGAGCGGCAAGGCACGAACCCCCAAGAAAGACUUUGACAAUACUUCGAUAAAAAGUCAUUCGACCUACAGAGCGCCUACUGUUGAAGAUGCGCCCAAUGACUCUUCGGAAGAGAAAGGAGAUUGUAUUGCGACUGGAUGGGGAGGCAGUGUGAAGAGCAACGUUGCUCAUGACUGGGAUGGCAACAAGAAGAACAGCGAAGAGAAAGACAAGACAGCUGGAUGGGCUUCACCUUUCAAAAAUCCUCAUCCAUAUACAUGGGGAAGCACCAAGUCCCCCAGCGAGCAAAGCUGGAGUAAGAGGCCCAAAGCCGCCGACAAUCCUAGCUGGACUGGCAUUCAAUCUUUCGCUUCUCAUCAUGAAGUGGGCAGCCCCACGUCUCUACAAUUUGGUGGUCCGACGCGUCCUUCGAGCAAUGUUGCAUGGGAUGGCUUUGAGAUAAGCAAAGGACUCAGUGAUGCCGGUGUUGUUGGCACAGAUAGUGAGCGCGGAUCUCUAGGGCAUCAAAGUCGAGUGUCUAGUCAGCCAUCUACACACCGGACUCGUCGUAGUCACGACACCCGUACUAGCCAUAAGAGUAACAGACACAGACAGACUACUGGAUGGGAAGACGCCCAAUCAGGCUGGGCAGGUGGUAGUCAGGCUAGCCAUGAGAGUCAAUACUCCCAUCAGGCUGAUGCUGCGACCAGGCGGCCUAGUAGUCGUGGCGCCAGUCAAACGAGCUGGAAUGGCGAAAAAGCUCAUGUCAACUAUGGCGAUGGUGAUGACUGGGAUGACGGAGACACGGGCAAGGGAAAUAAUGCGAAUGGCUUCGAUGAGGACAAUGCGACAUAUUUAAACGACAAUUGGGGUGGUAUUCCAGUCCGAGUGGGGAGUCGCGCGGGGAGCAGGGCCUCAAGGCAGAGUGGUGUCGGCUGGGAGUAAGCAGAAGACGCGACGACGCGACGUGACUGUAAAGGAAAAAGCGAACGGAGAUAUUGCAAUGGAAAGAAACUCUGAGUUAGCUGCUGGAGCAUACAGGAUCAUCGAAAACACUAGCCGUAAGUCUG
Alternaria rosae is the source of this 2321-nucleotide messenger RNA. RefSeq lists its product as uncharacterized. The transcript has 2 exons. The coding region runs from base 1 to 2196 and encodes 731 amino acids. The record is from RefSeq and is a predicted model, not a curated record. Lineage: Eukaryota; Fungi; Ascomycota; Dothideomycetes; Pleosporales; Pleosporaceae.